GGCUGGGGCCGGGAGCCUGUGCCGCCGCGGGGCUGCCGCCGCCGCCGCCGCCGCCGCCCGGGUGGGAGGGAAUACCCCCGGCUCCAGCAUGAAGGCGCUCGUAAAAGAUGUGUGAGCAAGCGGCGCGCUACUGCCGGGAGAGCGUCCACAGGCUCCUCCGCAAACAGCAGCCGCAGAUCGGCGGGCUGGACGGGCUGCUCCGCUGGAUCGUCACCAAGAUGAGCGACCAGACCAGCCUCCCCGACCGGGAACUCCUGCAGGAGGCCGCCGGACACGCCGCCUGCGCCCCCGAGCAGCGGAAAGGCGCCUCCGUGAUCCUGGAUAUCUUCAGACGAGCUGACAAAAAUGAUGAUGGGAAGUUGUCUCUGGAAGAGUUCCAGGCUUUCUUUUCAGAUGGGACUCUUAAUGAGGAAGAGCUUGAGAAGCUCUUUCAUACCAUUGACUCUGACAACACCAGCAACGUGGAUACUAAAGAGCUAUGUGAUUAUUUUGCUGACCACAUGGGGGAUUACGAAGAUGUUCUGGCUUCGCUGGAAACCCUUAACCUCUCCAUUCUUAAGGCCAUGGAUUACACCAAGAAGGUAUAUGAAAGAGGAACGAAUGUGGACCAGUUUGUGACCCGUUUCUUGCUGAAGGAGACAGCGAAUCAAAUUCAGUCCUUGCUCAGCUCUGUGGAAAGUGCUGUGGAUGCUAUUGAUGAGCAAACCAGUCAGAUAAGACACUUGCAUAGUAAAUCUGGCCACGGUGUCAUGGACACCUGGUACGACAACCCUGUGCCUAAUUACUCCCCCAAUAACAGAAUCAUGACCAAAGAGCGCAGAAAAAGUUUCCAAACUGCAUCUUCAGACACCAAGGAGGAGGGUUUGGAAGCUCAAAUCAACCGGUUAGCAGAGUUGAUUGGAAGACUGGAAAACAAGACUCUCUGGUUUGACCUGCAUCAACGACUGUCAGACAGCGAAAACACAGCCUGUGCAUACCUUCUUUUGGUACGAAAUGAGAUGAGUGUUUCCCAGAAGCACAUGGGAGAGUUCUGUGGCUCGCUUAAGCAGUACUUGAAAAAUGUGGCAGGAGAGCAGGACUGCUUCCAUGUAACUGCAGUGAGGCUGCCAGAUGGAGUAACUUUCAUUGUCUACGAGUUCUGGGAGAGCGAGGAUGAUUGGAAACGGCACCUUCAGACUCCCUCUUGCAAAAGCUUUCAACACGUGAAGGUGGACACACUGACUCAGCCGGAAGCAGUCUCCAGUGUUUCUGUGCCAGCUGCUUGGUGCACCCUCAACAGAGACUGACUGUGAGCAGGCGGAAGACGAAGGGUAUGGCUUGUGUCGUCUCUUCCUCCUGCCCCGGCGUGCUUGGCGCUUGCCCCUCUUUUGCGGAGAACAAAAAAAAAAAGAAUCCUGUCUUUUCUAAUGACUUUGUUACAGGUGUCGUCUUUUUCAAUACAUUUCUACCUGGAAAUGUUAUUUGCUUGCUGUUUGAAGUGAAGGAAAAACAGAUCUCUCACAGCUGAGCCUUCUGGCCUACUAGACACACAAUUUCAUCAGCCCAAAUUGACAAGAGCAGCCAGUGUUCUGGCCGGGUCCAUUCUUGACCACAAAUGUGCAGGGCAAACACCAAAGCAAUUCUCACAGUGGGCUAUUAAAUUGCUGUCUAUUUGGGGAUCGACGGAUGGAUGCCCCUGGAUGGGCAUCUGUAUCCCAGGAGACUAUUUUUUAGGAACAAAAAUCCUAUUUCAAUAUUCAAAACCCACUCUCCCUCACCAGGAUCUCAGGUUAGACUGUAAACUCUUUGGGGCAGGGCACUUCUGGGCUAUUGUUCUCAAGGGAACGCUGAGUAGAAUAACCCAAGCAAAACAGUAAUUUUCACGGGCUUACUUUUCUCUGAAUAAGAGAUUACUUCAUAUAUAGGCUUGGAUAAACAAGAGAGCCUGCUACUACCCAGACAGCUGAACAGGACAUUGCAUGAAAACUUCUCAGCAAGUCUGCUUGCACAGUGCACAUUGGCCCUGUGCAGGAUCCACCAGACUUAGCCAAUGGAUAUUAUUUUCACAGUUUCUCAUACAUACAGACACAUCCCAAGCCCUUCCCAGUGCCACACUGGAACAGAAGAUGCUUCAGAAGAUCCCAAGAGGCAUCACAUUUGCACCUACAAAACAGCACCCCAUCAGAAAUGGCUUCCCCCAUCACAGGAGGAUGCUUGUUUUGGAACCUCCCAAAAUGGUGUGCUAGGUCCCAGCAGGUGGUGGCAGCCAUUUUGUGUUUGGUCUCUGGGGCAGCCAUUUUGUGGUGGUACUUAUUCACUUUCAGAAUUCCAGAAGCACCGACAGGCUUAACAAUUCCCUUGAGAUUUCUAAAGCAGAUAUUUAAACAUAAUCCACGAACAAACCCUCUUUUGAUUUUUCUAAAAAAUCCAAAAUAGGGUUGCCAGCCUCCAGGUAGGCAUCAGACACACUAGAGUGGCGGUGUCAGUGUCACACAAUAUCAAACUGAAGAAUUUUACAGUGCGAAAGGCUCACAGCCAAAUCAUGUUCUAUAAACUGAUUCAGUUUAGACAGCCCUUGGUUGGGAGCCUUUCACACUGUAAAAUUCUUCAGUUUGAUAACCUCCAGGUAGGGCCUGGGUAUAUCCUUGAUUAACACCUUAUUGCCAGAUGAGUUCUGCUGAAGAGCAUGAGGGUGGACUCUGUGAUAUUAUACUCCACGGAAAUCCAGUCCUUCUUCAAACUCUGCCCUCCACAGGCUCUACUCCCAAAUCUCCAGAAAUUUUUCAAUUGGAGCUGGCAACCCUAAACCAAAGGCACCACAUUGCCUAGAUGGAGUCUCAGGCUAGUGCAGAGACCCUUGCUGCUGAAGAAGAAUAAGGAAGGAAGGAAGGAAGGAAGGAAGGAAGGAAGGAAGGAAGGAAGGAAGGAAGGAAGGAAGGAAGGAAGGAAGGAAGGAAG
Molecule: messenger RNA, 2937 nt
Organism: Sphaerodactylus townsendi
Lineage: Eukaryota; Metazoa; Chordata; Lepidosauria; Squamata; Sphaerodactylidae
Gene: NECAB2
Product: N-terminal EF-hand calcium binding protein 2
Exons: 13
Coding region: 108-1286 (392 amino acids)
Biological process (GO): regulation of amyloid precursor protein biosynthetic process
Cellular component (GO): cytoplasm
Molecular function (GO): calcium ion binding
Source: RefSeq, a predicted model, not a curated record